Molecule: messenger RNA, 4699 nt
Organism: Macadamia integrifolia
Lineage: Eukaryota; Viridiplantae; Streptophyta; Magnoliopsida; Proteales; Proteaceae
Product: protein SUPPRESSOR OF PHYA-105 1-like
Exons: 8
Coding region: 558-3863 (1101 amino acids)
Biological process (GO): photomorphogenesis; protein phosphorylation
Molecular function (GO): ATP binding; protein kinase activity; protein binding
Source: RefSeq, a predicted model, not a curated record
GGCAGAGAGAGAGAGAGAGAGAGAAGCCCUGGGCAAACCAGGGUUCUGUUUUCCCAUAUCUUAUGUUUGUACAUCUCUAUCUCUGAAAAAAUAUUAUUUAUUUAUAUUAUAUGUAUGUUCUUAGUAAUGGUAAGGUUUAAGGUAUCAUGGAAUCCCUUUAUCUGUGUUUAAAGUUAUUAUAUACAGGAGGAACAUACUUCCUUGUGGAAGAAAAAAUAUCAAAAAUUCAAGCUGUUCUUAUCUUUUUCAUUUUUCCGACGGAUGAAAUGCUAAUGAGGGAGAGAGAUGAAGAGAUUAUUUCCAUUUCAGCGCUUGAUGGUCGUUUGAGCGUUGAGAACUACGAUUUCGGGCAGAUUUUGCAUGUUGCUGCAUCGUUGGCUAUGGGGUUUAUUUUAUUUUACCCCAAAUGGACUCGCUUAUACAAGAGGUCGAUGCCAUUAUUUAUCUCAUCAAUACGAUGCCAUUAUUUUUCUCAUCAAUGGUUAUUGCAGGGUUCGAUCAAACCGGACUAUUGGAAAGUCAUCAUUCGUUUGAUUGAAUGAAGUACAUUUGCAUGCAUGGAGGGAACCGGUGAAGAGGUGACUGCAAAUGAUGUGGCAGAGGGUGAACAUCUCAGAUGGCAAUAUAACAAUCAACCCUUGAAACCAGACGGCUACAAUAUGUUGGAAUCUUCAUCUAUGUUUAUACCUCCUGGUAGUGAUUGGCCCGGGGCCUCACCUCAAGUGUAUAGAGAUGCCUUAGAGGGUCAGAGUCUGAAAAACUCUGUAGCUGGAUCUGAACCGUCUGCUUCUCACCCUUUCUCGAUGAAUGAUUCUGGGGUCAUGGUCGAAGAGUUAACGGUGAAAAAUUACAAGAAUCCAAAUCUAGCAAUGGUUGGCAGCUCAAACAGUACAGAAGAAACGGAGAAUUGGGACCAGCAGUGGGAAAUUUUUCAUAAGCUGGCAGGUGGCUUUGGAAGUGAGAAUUUGCAAGGAGAUAUGGCUACCAGGGACAAGGACCCACCAAUGGCAAGCAACAAAGAUGAGGUAAGGAGCAUGUUUCCCCCUGAGAUUGGGGUUCAAAAGCCUUCACCCAAUAAGCAUUCUAAUCAGGGCCAUGCUGAGAUCUCCAAACAAUUAACCACUACUAACAGAGAUACUACCGCAAGCAAUGCAUUAUCACCUGGAGGUGUUAGGAGUAAGGUUCUAUCAUCAUCCGGCUUUUCUCAGUUUUUUCUGAAGAAUACAUUGAAAGGGAAGGGAGUUCUAUCUAGAUAUCCGGGAGCUCAAGAUGGUAUUGCUGUUGCAGUCACAGGCAAGAAUAAUGGGAAGACUACAUGUGCCACUGGUGUGGCUUCUGAUGCAUCUCUUGAUGCAAGUGCAAAAGCAGAAGAUCCUCCCCCACAGGCCGGAGCUGGCAUUGGUCCCACUAUGAUUCAUGGUGAAAUUAGUUUAAGGGAGUGGCUGAAGUCUAGGAGUCAUAAAAUAAAUAAAGUUGAAAGCAUCCAUAUAUUUAGGCAGAUUGUGGAGCUGGUUAAUCUUUCACACUCUCAAGGAGUUGCUUUGCCAGAUGUACGUCCAUCUUGUUUUGUCUUGUUGCCAACAGGUCGGGUUAAAUAUAUUGGUUCACUGGCCCAAAGAUUAGGGUGUGUCUUAAAUCAAGAUAUUCCCUACUUGGAACAUCAUUUGAGUAGGAAGAGACCCUUUGGACAGGGUAUGCAUACUUAUAAUUCCAUAAAACAUAAAAAAUAUAGUGAGCAGAUGAUGAUUGUUGGACAACAGCCUCAAUUUCCGGCUAGAUCUGGUUUCAAGUAUAAAACAGUAAAAGAGGGUGAUAUUAACAAUAUGGCUGUACAGGAGUCAGGGUAUGGUCUUAGUGAUCGAUACAACUCAAAUAUAGAAAGCAAUACUGUAAAUAAGUUUGGAGCGCCGGUUAUAUUUAAGUCCACUCAACAGCUGAUGACAUCUAGGCAUGUUCAGUUGGAAGAGAAGUGGUACGCUAGUCCAGAGGAAUUGAAUGACCGGGAGUGCAAUUUUUCGUCAAAUAUCUACAGUCUCGGUGUUCUUCUAUUUGAGUUACUUAGCGGCUUUGAAUCAUGGGAAGUUCAUGUGGCAGCAAUGUCGGGCCUACGACAUCGAAUUCUCCCUCCAAGUUUUCUGUCAAGAAAUCCCAAGGAGGCUGGUUUCUUGCUUUGGCUUCUUCAUCCCGAACCUUCUUCAAGGCCAACAACAAGGGGAAUCUUGCAAUUUGAUCUGGUAAAUGAAUCCCGAGAAAAUUCAUAUGGAGGUGAUAUGGCAUCAUCCGUUGAGGAAGAUGAUGCUGAAUCAGAGCUGUUACUGCAUUUUCUUUUAUCUCUCAAGGAACAAAAGCAGAAGCAGGCGUCCAAGUUAGGUGAGGACAUUGGAUGCUUAGAAGCAGAUAUACAGGAGAUUGAGAAAAGGAACUUAUCAAGAACAACAAAUGCUCUUUCUCAAACGCUCAAGGAGUCCACUAGUGCAAGAGAAUUCGGGUUCCUUAAGGAACCUUUAUGCUCAGUUGCACUUUAUAGGUCAUCUCCCACAUCUAAUAAGAAUGAAGAGAGGUUGAUGAAGAAUAUAAGCCGGCUUGAAAAUGCUUAUUUUUCUAUGAGGUCUCAAGUCCAGAUUCAAGAUACUGAUGCUAUAACACGGUCAGAUAAAGAGUUACUGAAGAACCGAGAUAGAUGUUUCUCAAUUCAAAAUGAAAAUGAAGGGUGGGGCGUUAACCAAACUAAUGAUCGCGUUGGAGAAUUUUUUAGUGGCUUAUGCAAGUAUGGUCGCUAUAAUAAGUUUGAAGUUCGCGGGAUAUUAAGAAAUGGGGAUCUUCUCAACCCAGCAAAUGUGAUUUGCGCAUUGAGUUUUGAUCGGGAUGAGGACUACUUUGCUACUGCUGGGGUAUCAAAGAAAAUUAAGAUAUUUGAGUACUGUGCACUCCUCAAUGAUUCUGUCGAUAUCCAUUACCCAGUUAUGGAAAUGGCAAGCAAAUCUAAGCUCAGCUGGGUUUGCUGGAACAGCUAUAUUAAGAAUUAUUUGGCUUCAACUGAUCAUGAAGGUGUGGUUCAGUUGUGGGAUGCAAGCACUGGUCAAGGUUUUUCUCGAUUUACAGAUCAUAGAAAGAGAGCUUGGUCUGUCGACUUCUCUCAAUUGGACCCCACCAAAUUAGCCAGUGGAAGUGAUGACUUUUCUGUGAAAAUAUGGAGCAUAAAUGAGAAAAACUGUAUUGGGACGAUUAGGAAUGCUGCUAAUGUCUGCUGCGUUCAGUUCUCUUCUCAUUCCUCCCAUUUGCUGUCCUUCGGUUCUGCUGAUUACAAGACCUUGUGCUUUGAUCUUCGGAAUACAAGAAUUCCUUGGUGUACAUUGGCUGGGCACGGGAAGGCUGUUAGCUAUGUGAAGUUCUUAGAUGCGGAAACCCUUGUUUCUGCAUCCACUGACAACACCCUAAAGCUUUGGGAUCUCAAAAAGACAAGUUCUAGUGGGUCAUCAACAGCUGCUUGCAGUCUAACUCUUAGUGGUCAUACUAAUGAGAAGGUUAGUUUCUUUAUUUUAGAUAUUACUUGCAUUUGUCCCUUAAAAAUGCUGGCUUAUCUAUUGACUUUUUUCCUGUUGUUUCCUCAGAACUUUGUGGGCUUAACCGUUUCUGAUGGAUAUAUAGUUUGUGGUUCAGAAACAAAUGAGGUCUAUGCUUAUUAUAGAUCUUUGCCUAUGCCCAUCACUUCUCACAAGUUCGGCUCUUUUGAUCCUAUUACUGGGAAAGAGACUGGUGAUGACAAUGGACAGUUUGUUUCCAGCGUCUGUUGGAGAGGAAAGUCAAAUACGGUUGUAGCUGCCAACUCCAGUGGAAGUAUAAAACUGUUGCAGAUGGUGUGAGCAGUGUGUUAACAAUAUAUGUUCAACCAAGGAAAGAUGGACAGUUCUAAAGCUGAAGGUGCACAUUUUUGUGGUCCCAAAGAUUCAUCGAGUCCUUGAGUGUGUGUAAGUAUGAGUGGUCUGAAAGAAGUCACUGUAAGAUGAAGACCCCAACCAGAAGAGAAACUGAGCCAUCGAAUUCACUCAUAGUUCAGUUGAACUGGGAUUUGUAUCUGACUUCACUCGAAAAGCAAGGGUCUGAGCCACCAGAAGCCACAGAUGGGGUUGAAUAGCGCCACCAAUUACACAGCAUCAACUGUAUGAGGUGUCAGGUUUUUCUUCCUCACCAUGCAAAAAAGGCAGUUGGGUUGAACACCUCUUGCUGUGCUUUAUAAUAGAGUGAAGAAUUUGAAGGGACUACAAUGAGCAAUGUGUGGCUGAUACUGUAUCUUCUACCACCAGUUAGUGCUCGAGGCUUACAUACCAAAAACAAUUGCUACCCAAACAAGAGAGGAUGCUCAAGAUACAGCAGGUGCUUUUGUGGACCACUUCUUUAUAAACCGAGGUUUGAGGCUUGAAAAACAAGGUGGGGUGGUGGAAACAUGGAAAAGAUCACUACAGAAUCCCAAUUGUUAUUGUUUCUGUACUUAUGCUCAACCGGAAAAGGAAUGCGUGACCAAUCUUUUUAACCAGUAUUCUGAAGGCAGUCCAGGUUUUCAAGGAAGGAAAUGAGCAUUUAACAGUUUUUCACAUAUUCCAAAAUGUCCCAAUUUGAAUUAUACCAAUGUAUAUUAUUGCCAAAUUAAUGAUCCCAAGUUAAGAGUAUUUACAUUAUAUACAAUCAGCUUCUUCUUCUA